CGAUAGGACAAGGGGGGAAGAGGGGAAAAAAAAAGUGAUGAUGAUGAAUACAUUGGAAAGUUUUUUGGCCCCGGCGAGGGUGUCAGCUCGAAUGGUCUGGUGCGCAUGUGCGAAGGUGUCCGAACUGACAAUGCUGGUGAGAUGAAGAUAGUGUUGUUGCUGCUUCUGGGCUCACCGAGGACGACAAGAGGAAUCUACAAGGCGACAAGAUGAGGUCCAAGGCGAGGGCGAGAAAACUGGCUAAAAAUGACAGCGAGCCAGUGGACAGCAUGUACGACACAGAGGCUGACCUCCCGAGCUUGGCGGCAGGCGGCAUUUGCGCCGACAGUCCGGAAGACGAUGCCGAGGACGGCGUCCUCAAUAUGUCCCCCCUGCCCUCCCCUAUCCCUUCCCAUCCAAACAACAACAACCACCACCACCACCUGCUGCACCCCCACGUCUACAGCGGCAGCCACCAUCACCUCCACAACAACAACAGCAGCAGUAGCAAUGACCAGGACUUCACCACGCCCAAGGAAGGCUCGCCCUACGAGGCGCCUGUCUACAUUCCAGACGACAUUCCGAUCCCUGGCGAUCUGGAGCUGCGGGAGUCUUCGGUGCCGGGCGCCGGGUUGGGCGUCUGGGCCAAGACCCGAAUCGGCGUCGGCGAGAGGUUCGGUCUGCACAACGCUGUUAAAAGUAGCUCAUAUGGAUGGGAGAUGAUGAAUGACCAUGAAGACGCAUCCCCUGACAGCUGUGUAAAAAAGGUGGUGGACGACAUGGGCAACAUCAAGUUUGCUCUGGACACAGGCCCGGACGCCCCUAGCAACAGCUGGCUCAAGUAUGUCCGCUCCGCCCCCUCGUUUGAGGAGCAAAACCUCGCCGCCUGCCACCUCACCGGAGACCAGUUUUAUUAUAAAAGUGUCCGGGACAUUGAGGCAGGGGAGGAGCUUUUAGUUUAUAUGAAGGACGGCAUUUUCCCAGAGGGAUCCAUGGCGCCCAACUUACAAGAUGAGCAGAUGUACCGCUGCGAAGACUGCGAUGAGCUGUUCUCCUCGACGCUGGAGUUGCGGCGGCACCAGAAGUACUCGUGCACCAGUGCAGGCUCUAUCUUUGACACCCUGAGAGAAGACUUCAAACAGGAGCGGGAGGACAGCGAUGAGCCCGUCUAUGAGUGUAAAGACUGUGAGAAGAUCUUCCCAAAUGAAUACAGUCUGGGCCAACACAUGAUAGUCCACACGGAGGAGAGGGAGUACAAAUGUGACCAGUGUCCCAAAGCCUUCAACUGGAAGUCCAACCUCAUCCGUCACCAGAUGUCACAUGACAGCGGCAAGCGCUUUGAGUGUGAAAAUUGUGAUAAGGUACAGCACACCCGGCACGUGUUCACAGAUCCCAGCAACCUACAGCGUCACAUCCGCUCCCAACAUGUGGGGGCGAGAGCUCAUACUUGUCCUGAAUGUGGAAAGACCUUUGCCACCUCAUCAGGGCUCAAACAGCAUAAGCACAUCCACAGCAGUGUCAAACCUUUUAUUUGCCCUGAUGGGCUGCGUCUUCUUGUACCCCCAGGUGAGGUGUGCCACAAGUCCUACACCCAGUUCUCCAACCUCUGUCGCCACAAGCGCAUGCACGCUGACUGCCGCACUCAGAUAAAGUGUAAAGACUGUGGCCAGUUGUUCAGCACUACCUCUUCCCUAAACAAGCACCGCCGCUUUUGCGAGGGCAAAAACCAUUACGGCUCUUCGACGGGGAUGUUCAAUCCCGGCAUCCCCAUGAGCUCCAGCCCUAUCAUUGCUAAGGCCAAGUCCCACCACUCCCACCUUCCUGGUCUGAACCAGUCAGGUUUAGGCUUCACUGACUACUUUCCUUCCAGACCUCACCCUCAUGCUGGCUUGCCCUUCUCGCCAGGACCUCAUGGGUUCCCAUCCCUCCCUCACGGUUUCCCAGGCAUCUUUCCCCCAUCGCUCUAUCCACGACCGCCGUUAUUGCCAGCGAGUUCUAUGAUGAAGACGCCCCUUGGCAGCAGCACUCAAGAGGUCAAGCUCCCUCAGAGUCCUUUAGACGGCCCUCCAUUGUCCUUGGUUAGCUCCACAAACAGUAAUGGAGGCAACAGUAAAAGCCUGGCUGAGGACAAAGAUAGCGAGACUAAACUGGAUUUCUCCUCUGGUGGAGAGGCGAAACCCAAAUCCAAGAUGGCAGACAUUUCAGAUGGCAGCGACCUCGAAGACGUCAAUACCACAAGCGGAACGGAUUUGGACACCACAACUGGUACGGCCUCCGGCGAUGGUUCCGACUUGGAGAGCGAUGGAGACAGUGAACGUGAGCGCAACGGCAAAAGACGGAAGUCAUCCGUGGCCCUAUCAAAUCAAGAUGGACACCGCUUAGACGACACCAACAGCAGAGUGUUACCAGCUGUGUCCAAUUCAGGCAAUCUCUCCAUCGAUCGUCCAUUUUUGUCCUCUGCAUCAACACAGCACUCUUUUUUCCCUCCUCCCGAUGAGCAAGCGCUCCCGCCCACCACCAUGAAUCCUAACGCGGCCACUGACUCCAUCAAAGCCAUUGCUUCUAUUGCUGAGAAAUACUUUGGUCCAGGUUUCAUAGGCCUCCAUCAAGAGAAGAAGAUGGGUCCAUUGCCCUACCACUCCAUGUUUCCCUUCCAGUUCCUACCCAAUUUCCACAACUCCCUUUACCCAUUUAGCACCGAUCGAGGUGCCCUCACGUCUGGCCUGUUCUUUAAGGGGGAGCCUAAGUCACCUCGUGAGCAACUGCAUAAGAUGGUUUCUGGUGCUCUUGGUGCUGCACCGACUCAGACGGGAGAAUCACCAUUUGAUCUCAGCACAAAGCCCAAGGAAAGCAAGUUAUCUCCUCCAUCUCCUACUAAACCCUCAAAUCCAAACACUAAUACUGGGAGCAGCAGCGGUCCUUCAGUAAUAUCAAGCAGUGAAGAACAACCGCUGGACCUCAGCAUUAACAGCCGAAGCCGAGUGGGUCACAAUGGCAUGGCGGCCGAACCCCACGGUCAAAACAACCACGUCUACGGAGUUGGAAAAGGGGUGUCGAUCAAGGAUGAAGCUCCCGGCUUUCCACAUGCCCAUUCCCAGUCACUGCACCAGUCCCCUAUGGCACCUCACCAGCAACCGCAAGCACAUCCACACCAACCGCCGCCUCUACACUACGCCAAACCCUCCGCCUUCUUCAUGGACCCCAUAUACAGCAGGGUGGAGAAGAGGAAGCUACUUGACCCUGUAGGAGCUCUGAAGGAGAAGUUCCUUAGGCCCUCACCUCAACUUUUUCAUCCACAGAUGUCUGCCAUGGAGAGCAUGACAGAAAAACUGGAGAGCUUCGGUGCCCUAAAACUGGACGUCCCGCCCAACUCGCUGCAGCAUUCGGCUCACCCACUCUUCAACUUCCGCUCGCCACCGCCUUCACUCUCGGAAGCGAUCCUCCGUAAGGGCAAGGAGCGCUACGCCUGCAGGUACUGUGGGAAAAUCUUCCCCCGCUCGGCAAACCUCACCAGACACUUGCGAACGCAUACAGGCGAGCAGCCAUACAGGUGUAAGUACUGUGACCGCUCAUUCAGCAUCUCGUCCAACCUGCAACGCCACGUUCGCAACAUCCACAACAAGGAGAAACCCUUCAAGUGUCACCUGUGCAACCGCUGCUUCGGUCAGCAAACCAACCUGGACCGCCAUCUCAAGAAGCACGAGCAUGAGAACAUUCCUGUGAGCCAACAGUCUGGGAUGCUUUCCAACUUAGGAACCACCGUCUCCUCGCCAAACUCCGAGCCAGACAAUCAUGCACUUUUAGAUGAGAAGGAGGACUCGUACUUCUCAGAAAUCCGUAACUUCAUUUCCAACAGUGAGAUGAACCAGGCCUCCAGCUCUACGGACAAGAGACCUGACCUGGCCGACACAGACGGGCACCACCCGGGGGGCCGCACCUUGUCCAACUCCAAGCUGGCCCUUCAGGGUCUGGAGGAGGAGGAAGAUGAAGCUGAGGGCGACGACGAGGAAGAGGAGGAGGAAGGCAGCCUGACGGAGAAGUCCCACGACGAUGCGCCCGAAUCCCUGUCUCCCGUCGCGGCGCGCGUGUAUGAAGAAGAAGAGGACGAGGAAGAGGCCGCUCCUUUAUCGAUGAGCUACGAACACUCUCGCAGGCUUAUGCAAUGAUGCUGUCUCUCUCGGACAACAACCCUUUGCACGCGCCCUCCCAGAACUCUCUGGACGCUUGGCUGGGCAUGGGAGGCGGACCGUCUGAGACGAGCAGUUUUCACCCACUCAACCACAUCUAGAAGAAGAGAGAGCGAGGAGGUCGGCGUAGAGUUGGACAUGAGUAGUGAGAUGACUUGAAGAGCGGAGAUUUCACACGGGUCGAGGUGUGCGUGCCCGUGUGUGUGUGUGUGUGUGUGUGUGUGUGUGUGUGUGUGUGUGUGUGUGUGUGUGCGUGCGUGCGUGCGUGCGUGUGUGUGUGUGUGUGUGUGUGUGUGUGUGUGUGUGUGUGUGUGUGUGUGUGAGAGAGAGAGAGAGAGAGAGAGAGAGAGAGAGAGCUGUGUGUGUGUGUGAGAGAGAGCUAGGAGAGAGACAGAGACUCAAUAAGAAAGCACUGCUAAAACUCCUGUUGAUGUGAAGGACAUUGACGACAAACGCUUCUCGGAUCCUCCUCAAGUCCAAAAAGCCCCAACAAGUGUCCCCUGGGCACCGUAGAGGGUCAUGUGACACUUAAAUGACUGCCCUGUCACUAAAGGCCCAGUGUGUGUGUGUGUGUGUGUGUGUGCGUGUGUGCGUGUGUGUGUGUGUGUGUGUGUGUGUGUGUGUGUGUGUGUGUGUGUGUGUGUGUGUGUGUGUGUGUGUGUGUGUGUGUGUGUGUGUGUGUGUGAGAGAGAGAAGGAAAAAAAGCACUGCAGCAUUAGGACUGCAUGUCCACAAGAGGGUGCUGUUUCACACCAAGUGACACUAAAGAGAACCCUUUUGGCUCCUCCUCCCAUCCCCUUUAUUGAUCACUUGUGACUGCAGAAUCAGCAACAGAACCACGGGAAAUGAACACACACAAAUUGAGUGUUUGUUUUCCAACUUGAUCAUCCACAAAUCACCCCGAAGACCCCUUCAGCACCCCCCCCUCAUUCAUCAUCUCAUGUCACUCAAAAGAAAAACAAAUGAUUUCCUUUUGCAUAGACGCCACAGUAUUGUUUCCUUUGUAGGCACCCGCCGUGCUAAAUUAUUAAUAUAAUUGUUUUAGUUAAGGACCAAAAUUGUACAUGAUAAUGUCAUAUAGUAGCUGUAGCGAGGGUGACAUGUGCCAAAAUAACCCGUAGAAAAUGUUUUUGGUUUUUUUGGUUUUUCUGACAAUCAUUUCAGUUCCAUUUUUUAUUUUUUUUUUUGCUCCAAUAUAUUUGAUUUCACAAGUGUGUGUGUAAUGUAUUUAUUUCAUUAUUCUUCUUUCCCGGAGGAACAGACAUCAGACGGAGUCCGGGAUGGAGAUUUGAAAUCUUCGUUUUUCGGCCGUGCCAUAAUAAGGGGCGGUUGUGAUGACAUUUUUAUUUAUAGUGGAAGAUAGUUUUUAGGUCCUCUUUGGCACUGUUGUGUUUUUUUUUUCCUGUCCCAUUUCACCUGCUAUAAAGUAUUACUUGGAGGAGGGGAGGGUUGAGCCUUGAAGCCAGCGUUGAUGACAUCACACUAGAGCAAUGGUUCUCAAACUUUUUACCCCAGAAGUACCACAUAAAAAACACCCAGUUGGCUCCUCAAGUACAUAAGUAUAUUCAAUAUUUUUGCUCAUUGUAACAUUGCACACAGUUUGAACAGUAACACUGUGUUUAACUAUAAGUGAAAUAAGUGAACUGAAUUAUAUUUAUAUAGCACUUUUUUCCAGUGACUCAAAGUGCUUUACAUGGGGGAAACCCAUUAUCUAAGUCAGUGUUUUUCAACCUUUUUUGAGCCAAGGCACAUUUUUUGUGUUGAAAAAAUGCAGAGGCACACCACCAGCAGAAAUCAUUAAAAAAUUAAACUCAGUUGACAGUAAAAAGUUGUUUUCUCAAGUGUUGAAUAUGACUUUAAAUCAUAAAUAAGCUAUAGCUCUUGUCUCAAAGUAGGUGUACUGUAACGACCUGUCACAUCACGGGAUGACUUCUUUUAAGUUUGUUGCUGUUUUCCUGUGUGUAACGCUUUAGUUCUUGUCUUGUGCUCCUAUUUUGGUGGCUUUUCCUCUUUUUUUGGUAUUUUCCUGUAGCAGUUUCAUGUCUUCCUUUGAGCGAUAGCUCCCGCAUCUACUUUGUUUUAGCAUUAAAUAAUAUUUCAGUUGUAUUUUAUCCUUCUUUGUGGGGACCUUGUUGAUUGUCAUGUUAUGUUUGGAUGUACUUUGUGGACGCCGUCUUUGCUCCACAGUAAGUCUUUGCUGUCGUCCAGCAUUCUGUUUUUGUUUACUUUGUAGCCAGUUCAGUAAUAGUUUCAUUCUGCAUAGCCUCCUCUAAGCUCAAAUGCCUUUUUUUUAGGGGCACUCACCUUUUUUUUAUUUUUGGUUUAAGCAGUAAACACUUUUUUACCUGCACACUGCCCCCCGCUGUUUACAACUUCUACAAUUAGCUACCGGCUGCCAUACUGAUAUGGAAGAGUAUUACACGGUUACUCUGCCGAACUCUACACCGCACCGACAUUCAACAACAACACACCAUUUGCAGACUAUAAUUACUGGUUUGCAAAAAUUAUUUUAACCCAAAUAGGUAAAAUUAGACAAUCUCCCACGGCACACCAGACUGUAUCUCACGGCACAGUGGUUGAAAAACACUAAUCUAAGAUACAGUUGAACCAGUGUGAGUGGUACUGGGAGCAGGUGGGUAUGGUGUCUUGCCCGAGGACACGACGACAGUGACUAGGAUGGUGGGAGCGGGGAUCGAACCUGGAACCUUCAAGCCGGAAAAUAAAACAUAUUUAAAUAGGAAACUAAAAUCUGAAUCAGUUUGAGAAUCACUGCACUAGUACACACUUCCCUAGCAAAAGUACACAAGCUGUCCAGACCCAACAGUGCACCUUUUUCGCUGCUUAAACGGGCAUCAAAACUUCAUACAUCCAAACCGUAGCACAAUGACAUCAGACUCAUUCCGUGUCGCUAAUGAGUUACUGCAUAAAGUGUAGAUAAACGUUAACGGGAGGAGCUUGUCCCUUUCUCCCCCUGCAUACAUCAAAGGCCUGAUGCUGUACUUUGGAGCUAGCACUUAAGUGAAACCACAUGGGUCCAAGCCAUACGUUGAUCCGGCUUAGGUCUCGUUUCAAGACGGAAAGAACACUGUAUACUUUUACUAUACUGCAUCAUCUCAUUUUUCUAAGGACAAAAAUAUUUUCUUUUUUUUGUUUGUUCGUUAAUGAAAUGUAAAGACGUGGGUUGCCUGGACUACUGUACUUAAGGAUGCGCUGUGUAAAAGGCAUUGAAGGAUUCCGAUGUGCCCACUUCAGAAAAUAUUCUGAUGGUCGUGGAUUUAUGUUGUCAGAAUAUGGUUGCUGUUUCCCCCCCUUUACUCAUUACUGUUACAGGAGGAAGACAAUAUAUUGUUUCCUAUCAAUUGUACAGUAUUUUAAAGAUGGCAAAACAAUGGUGGAUUUGUCCCGAAGGAAGAAAACGUACACAAAAAAAACAAAAAAACAUGGAAAAUUAUUGCUAUGGAUGGUGCUUGUUUUGUUUGGCUCUGAGUUGUAUAUCGCCUCUGUUAUGUUUAUUGAAAACAGACACAAAAAAAAGAAAAAAAGAUAUUGUGCAUGAUGUGUUUAGCAGUCAUAAUUAUCGCCAUUUGUGAAUUGUGUAACGAAUCAAAAAAAAAAAAAAAAGGAGGAGAUAAAAAAAAUGAGAAAAAAAAGAAAUCGGUAGAUGCACUUAUUGUAAAUGUGGUUAGGUGUAGUAGACUUGGAGCUGUUGACUGCCUUACACGUGUUUGUUUGGGCAGGAAGCGAGAGACGGGAGACAGGACAUCGUUGAAAAAUAAAGGAUUGUAGAAUAAUAUUGAACAUUUCAGGAAAAAAAUGCAGUUCUUUUGAUGCUUGUGAUUAUUGAAGAUGUACUUUAGAGAAAUUUCAUUGAAGGAAAAAAAAAUGACUCUGAUGUUAAUUCUGUAGAAUAGCGAUGUAAACCAAAUGUAAUCUUUCCAAUGCUAUGAAGAAUUUAUACAUGAAAUUGAUAUGCAAUAAAACCUGUGUGCUUUUUAAAUGGAA
Molecule: messenger RNA, 8168 nt
Organism: Nerophis ophidion (straightnose pipefish)
Lineage: Eukaryota; Metazoa; Chordata; Actinopteri; Syngnathiformes; Syngnathidae
Gene: prdm16
Product: PR domain containing 16
Exons: 16
Coding region: 210-4145 (1311 amino acids)
Biological process (GO): regulation of transcription by RNA polymerase II
Cellular component (GO): nucleus
Molecular function (GO): DNA-binding transcription activator activity, RNA polymerase II-specific; RNA polymerase II cis-regulatory region sequence-specific DNA binding; protein binding
Source: RefSeq, a predicted model, not a curated record